Eurytemora carolleeae is the source of this 2086-nucleotide messenger RNA. RefSeq lists its product as uncharacterized. NCBI's taxonomy places the organism in Eukaryota, Metazoa, Arthropoda, Copepoda, Calanoida, Temoridae. Bases 94 to 1914 code for a protein of 606 amino acids. The transcript is spliced from 22 exons. Gene Ontology annotation, molecular function: protein binding. The record is from RefSeq and is a predicted model, not a curated record.
AUCUAUCUAUCUAUUUGAGAGAGGCUGUAAGAAUGAAGAACAGUAUAUAUCUAGGUAGAUACUCAACACUACACAAGUUCUGAAAGCAAAACAAUGAUUUUUCUUCUAUAUCUCCUCAGCAGUUUAUUUAUGUUUACUGUAGGGGAAGCGGACACCUGUUUUUUCUCUUACAAUCUAGAUUCAACUACUCAGUCCCAGGUGUUUGGACCCCAUCUGUUGGAUGUGGAAACCCCCUGUCUUAUCUGGUUUAAAACUGAAAAAACUGGAUUUUUCCGGCUAGACGUAAACAAUAAAAUAUUUGCUUCUAAGCGAGAGAAGAAAAGUUGUCUGAGUGAAUAUGUUGUAAUACAAUCCUCCAACACAUACGCUAAACUCUGUCACAGUAAUGUAACUAAACCUGUAGAAAUCAAAGAUUUUACAGGUGAGGUGACUGUUCUGAUAAAGUGGGUUGGCGUACUUGACCCAUCUACAUCCUACCUUGGCAGGUUUAGUUUUGAAGAGGAUCUAAAGGCUGGGGGUACUGCUGGGGAUGAUGUAUCUGCUAAACUAUCUGAAACUAUUGCUGCAAAGCUGAAGAAGUAUAUGACACAGAAGGAUCAAAAGCAUCGGCUUCAGGAUAUUGAUAAAUAUCAGUUUAAAACUUCAGUUGAAUGUGGGAGAGACCAAGGAGUUAUGUGCAAACAUUCAAGGUUCUGUGCUGAUCUGAAUGCAGGAACUACAUGUAACUCUUCUCUGUACCUCUGCCUGCCCUCUAGUGUUGCCUGUGACGGAGUAUUUGAUUGCCUAGAUGGGGAUUUAUCUGACGAAACAGGAUGUUACCUGCCCUAUGUCCUAUUUUCUACUGGUGGUGUGGUGUUAACAUUAACACUGCUAGGGAGUGCAGCGUGUUUUAUUCAACAUCAUAAAGUAAUGUCAAGGAAUGAUAUGGUGAGGUUUAACAAUGACCUUGUGAGAAGGAAGGAUAAGGUCAAGGCCAGGAAAGCUGACCUCUACUCAAACAAGCCAAAACGCGGAAAAGAAAAAUCUGUCAAAAAAGAGGAUUCGUUUUCAAACAAUGGAAAACGUCAGGGUGAGAAGAAUUCCCAAUUGAGUAUCCCCACAACCUCCAGCUCCCAUACCUCUAAAGAAGGAGGAGCAGGGAAGCAAUCUUCUACCUCCGGUGGAGCAACUGCAUUUAAAACUCCAGGUCCGGUAACACAUACAUCAAGCUUGCCACCAUCUGGUGCUCGGAAACCUAUUGAACCUGCUGUAAUAGCUUGUAAACCUGGGGCUGCACUUCAGACAGCUGAAGAGUUUGAGAUGAAGCCCCCAGCUCCCACCUUAGCAUCAAUUGAUUUUAAAGGGGAUCAAGAUCUGCAGAGAAAUGUUAAAAUACCGGAGUGUGCUCAGAGCGCCAUUUUGACACCAGCACCCAAAGAAUCAGCAGUGAGAAAAACCGGGUUUUGUCAGGAAACUCCUUGUAUAAGCUCCGAAAGGGUUCAAGAAAAUGGAUCAGCUGACUCCGCAGAAAGGAUUAACAAGAAUGGAUCAAAGUUAGAUCUAACUCAGUUGGAUGAACGAACAAAAUCAAUACCUAGAAAAGAAAGGAAAAUAUUGGCAGACGAAAAGGAAAUUCUAAGAGAAAUCCGGCAAAGGGAAAGUGUGAAUGUAGGAGCUGCAGAAAAACCCUUAUACUUAGGACCAAAUGACAAAUAUGAAAUGAACGGAACGGAACCAAUUGUUACUCAAUCUCAGCUUGAACGUUUGGAACAAGUUGGAAUCACUCCUAUUAGACGACCUAUUAUCAGAGAUGACAGUCGUGAUUCUCUGAUAAACUCACAGGGGUUGGAAGACACAAGCAGGACCGGAUAUGGAUACAGGUUCGAUUUCCGGGGAAGUCACGAGUUCGAGUUCACCGAAGAUGCUUAUAUCUAGAAUUCGAACGGAAAUCCUUGAAAAAAACUAAUAGCAGAAAUGUUGAAAAAAAAUAUUUUAGAAGCCAAAACAUCAAGAGACAAAAUGUAUAGUCAUAAAUGAAUCAAGCCAUGAAAUUUAAAAACCUAUGUAAAUGUGCUUCUAGAUAUGUGUAAAUAAAUGUAAUUCUAGA